Messenger RNA from Colletotrichum phormii, 904 nucleotides. RefSeq lists its product as uncharacterized. Bases 191 to 904 code for a protein of 237 amino acids. The record is from RefSeq and is a predicted model, not a curated record. NCBI's taxonomy places the organism in Eukaryota, Fungi, Ascomycota, Sordariomycetes, Glomerellales, Glomerellaceae. The transcript has 2 exons.
CACCUUUCAAUACUGUUACCUGUGGUAGCCUACCAACCUACCCAGGCUUCUACGAAUCUGUCUUCAUCGACUAGACUUGUUAAACUACAAGACCAGGUGUCUGCGCUUCUACCAACUCCGACUUCGUUACACAAACACCAGCGAUCCGCUACAACCAUCGCGCAUUCGGAAAUCCCCCCAAACACCAAAAAUGGCAGAACCUCAAGGUGCAGCCGCUCGUCUGCGGCGCACAUUCCACUAUCCCACAGACGACGAUUCAGCAGACUCACAGCCAGAAGCCAUGGAUGAAGAGGAACAAGAAACCCUCAUCCGCCGCCUCGCAGAAGACAACGUAACCCGCAACGCCCAAUUCGCAACCGCCCUCCUCGCCCUCCCCCUCCUAACAACGAUCCCCUACAUCUUCAACCUAGCCCGCCUCUCCGCCCCUCUCACCUCCCUCCUCUCCCUCACCUCCCUCCUCUCGACCGCCUACCUCCUCCACACCCAACCCCCAGGCGCGACCGGCAUCCCCUGGCUCGAAGCUUGGGCCCGACCAAAGACCCCGCGCCCCAGCCCGGCCUCCUCGCUCGAGUCCUCGACCUCGUCCGUUUCUGGUGGUCCAUCGUCCUACCAACCCAUCCAGACGACGCAGAGGAGACGCAGGCGGAGUUCGUUCUCGUUUGCAGAGGAGCAAAAAGGUCCGUUGGAGCUGUAUUUACCGUACCUCAACCUCGGGCUCUGCGCUAUGCUCGUCCUGGCGGGCUUGGCGACAAAGUCGAGCGACAAGGCUACGUUUGGCCACGUGGGGUUGGGGAACUUGCCCGCUAUAGUGUACGUUGUUGUUCUGAUCGCAAAGGUGGUCAUGGGCAGCGUCGAUCCGGAGAAGGAGUUGGCCUCGCUCAAGUAUGGAUUCAAGGGCGCGUAA